Messenger RNA from Physella acuta, 770 nucleotides. RefSeq names its product large ribosomal subunit protein uL16. Gene Ontology annotation, molecular function: structural constituent of ribosome. Gene Ontology annotation, cellular component: ribosome. Lineage: Eukaryota; Metazoa; Mollusca; Gastropoda; Physidae. Gene Ontology annotation, biological process: translation. The record is from RefSeq and is a predicted model, not a curated record.
CUUUGGUCACAUGACUAGUCCUUCCGGUUAGGCUAACUUCUUCCUCUUUUUCUGGGUCGGGAAAACAACAACCCAUAACAAUGGGUCGCCGACCAGCUCGAUGCUACCGUUACUGUAAAAAUAAACCUUAUCCAAAAUCUCGUUUCUGUCGUGGUGUUCCUGAUCCCAAGAUUAGGAUUUUUGAUUUGGGCCGCAAGAAGGCUAGAGUAGAUGAGUUUCCACUGUGUGUCCACAUGAUCUCAGAUGAAUAUGAACAGCUCUCAUCUGAAGCUUUGGAAGCUGGACGCAUCUGCGCUAACAAAUAUUUGGUUAAAAACUGUGGCAAAGAUGCUUUCCAUCUGCGUGUGAGGUUGCACCCCUUUCACAUCAACCGAAUCAAUAAGAUGUUGUCGUGCGCUGGGGCUGAUAGGCUCCAGACUGGUAUGAGAGGAGCUUUUGGCAAACCUCAAGGUACAGUGGCUAGAGUAAACAUUGGACAGCCUAUUAUGUCAGUGCGUGCACGUGAGGCUGAUGAAACUAAAGUAAUUGAAGCUCUUCGUCGUGCCAAAUUCAAAUACCCAGGCAGACAAAAGAUUGUUGUUUCCAAGAAGUGGGGUUUCACAAAGUGGCCACGUACUGAUUAUGAACGUAUGCGAGCUGAGGGUAAACUAGUCCCUGAUGGCGUUGGUGUCCAGUACAAGCCAAACCAUGGUCCACUUAUUGAUUGGAAGGACAGACAGACCGCUAGUUGAAUAAUUUAAUUUCUGACUAAAUAAACACUUGUUAGUGUA